UUAAAUAGAGAGGCUUAUCUUUCCGACACCUCCACUCGGGAUUAGAGUUUUGUUUUGUUUUGUUUGUUCUCUCAUUCGAUCCCGUCCCUCCCUUCGUAUAUAAUCUCGUCACACAAAAAGAUUGUAUCUAUUGAUGGAGGAGAACCAGAGAAGCAGGUUCAAAAAAGUUUGUGUCUUUUGCGGAAGCCACUCUGGUAAUAGAGAAGUCUUCAGUGAUGCUGCCAUCGAACUCGGCAAUGAACUCGUGAAGAGGAAGAUAGACUUGGUUUAUGGAGGAGGAAGUGUUGGGCUGAUGGGUCUUAUCUCCAGGAGAGUCUAUGAAGGUGGUUUCCAUGUACUCGGGAUCAUUCCCAAAGCUUUGAUGCCAAUUGAGAUAUCUGGUGAGACUGUUGGAGAAGUAAGGGUUGUUGCUGACAUGCACGAACGCAAAGCUGCAAUGGCACAAGAAUCUGAGGCCUUCAUUGCUCUCCCUGGAGGUUAUGGAACAAUGGAGGAGCUGCUGGAGAUGAUAACAUGGUCACAACUCGGUAUCCAUAAGAAAACGGUUGGUAUAUUGAAUACUGAUGGCUACUAUAACAAUUUGCUUGCGUUAUUUGACACUGGCGUCCAAGAAGGUUUUAUCAAACCAGGGGCACGUAAUAUUGUGGUUUCUGCACCAACAGCCAAAGAGCUUAUGGAGAAGAUGGAGGAAUAUACUCCUUCACACAAGCAUGUUGCAUCCCACGAAAGCUGGAAUGUUGAGGAGCUUGGAGCUUACCCUGGACAACAAAGCAAUCAUCAAUAAAGAACAAGGAAAAAAAACAUUCUUAUUGAUUAGCAUAUGCUGCUACUUCCAUUUCAAGUUUUAGUUUGAUUUAUUUGCAGAUUCCACAACAAUGUGUAUAAGAAAACUCAAAAUCUUGUUGCAAUUUGAAACAUCACAUUGGGGUCCCAAA
This is a messenger RNA of Brassica rapa (field mustard), 935 nucleotides long. RefSeq names its product cytokinin riboside 5'-monophosphate phosphoribohydrolase LOG8. Lineage: Eukaryota; Viridiplantae; Streptophyta; Magnoliopsida; Brassicales; Brassicaceae. Gene Ontology annotation, molecular function: hydrolase activity, hydrolyzing N-glycosyl compounds. The record is from RefSeq and is a predicted model, not a curated record. Gene Ontology annotation, cellular component: nucleus; cytosol. Gene Ontology annotation, biological process: cytokinin biosynthetic process.